AUGGUGCUUGCCAGUGGUUUGACCGUUUUGCUAGCCGUUACUAGCCGCCUACUGCGAUGGGGCGAGGCCUCCAAGGGCCGACGCACGCCUAAGCAAGUCGCUGAGGAUAGAUACGCCCGGUGGACGAAGGACCUUGAGGAGCAGGAGCAGGCCGAGCGCCUCAGCGAAGCGUUCUGGAAGGCCGACGGCUGUGUGGGUCCCAAGCCAAAGGUGCGGCGGCUGAGCGAAGUGCGGGCGCGCCGAGAUGCUCACCGUUCCCGGAAAGCUGAUCAAGGCCCGACGGGUGCUCGACGAGGGCGUCAAGCUUCAGUCGGGGAGGGUGUCACGAGUGGUUCUGGCGGCCACCGUCUUGGGCACGGUGAGUUCCGUUACCCUCCUCCGCUCUUUUCGACGGCCGACCAGAUUCGUGUGGGCCACGCUUUCGAUGAAGCCAUGCAGGGCCACGACGGAGUCGCUGAGAAGUUGUGGGCCGGCCUCGGUCUCCGUGGGACAAGCGCGGCUAGAGCGUACGGUCCCCGUGGAUGA
Messenger RNA from Phytophthora infestans T30-4, 525 nucleotides. RefSeq names its product secreted RxLR effector peptide protein, putative. The record is from RefSeq and is a predicted model, not a curated record. The coding region runs from base 1 to 525 and encodes 174 amino acids. The transcript has a single exon. Lineage: Eukaryota; Oomycota; Peronosporomycetes; Peronosporales; Peronosporaceae.